CGCAGUUGGGGUCGGGUAAUCCGUCGAUCUUUCGCAAUGAAGUUGUUUUACCGGGCGGCAAUGAUUUCGGUAACGCUAAGACUAACAUUUUCGAUUCCGAUUAAAAGAAAUUCAUCUGCAAUUGAUGCGAGAGGUGUUCCACUCUACGCACCGAAUGUUUGCCCUGAAAACGAAUUGCUUUAUCCCGGCGAGACUACGUCCGAUUGGAUCUGCGACUGUGGACCGGGGUAUCUUUACUAUGCCUCCAAAGAGGGAUGCUUUGCUGCAUACCGACAAGGUCCUUGCUCCGAUGGGAAUUAUUUGGUUUUCAAUUCUUCAAACAGGAGUGCAGUAUGUUCCCAAACCUCUUGCCAGGAUGGAUUUGCCAGGUACGAGGAUAAAUGUUACGAGUUAGGCAAACCGAACGGGCCGUGCCCGCCCAUAAACCAGGGUGGCGGCAUUUUUGAUGUCAACGUGACAACCCUAGUGGUGGAGUGCCUUCGAGGGACCGAAAAUUUAUCGCUUCUAAACCUCCCUUCUAGAUGCAGUCCAGGCAGUAGGAGAGACAGCAGCGGAAAUUGUAGAGUGGUGUAUAAAUAAUUGUAAAAAAACUAAUAAAGAUAAAUAACCAAAUUUUAUUUUGGUUUUAGCGUUUCACCUCUUAAGUUACGAGAUAAUUAAUAACAACCCCGAGAAAUGCAGCUAGGGUUAUUUAGAGAGUAUUAAAUUCUCAGUUCAAGUGCCUUUAUUUUAUAGUGUCAAACAAUGUUACAUGAUAUAGCUGGCGCAUUACUCUUCUGAAAUGAAGUCAUUUUUGGUUAUUUUUGUUUAAUCUAUCUCAACUGACAGAGACAGAAAAAAAUUGAAAACAAUCAUUUGUUAGCGUACACGCA
Cylas formicarius (sweet potato weevil) is the source of this 872-nucleotide messenger RNA. RefSeq lists its product as uncharacterized. The transcript is spliced from 3 exons. The coding region runs from base 37 to 579 and encodes 180 amino acids. The record is from RefSeq and is a predicted model, not a curated record. Lineage: Eukaryota; Metazoa; Arthropoda; Insecta; Coleoptera; Brentidae.